Amphimedon queenslandica is the source of this 1559-nucleotide messenger RNA. Its product is annotated as ATPase family AAA domain-containing protein 2-like. The annotation marks the transcript as partial. The record is from RefSeq and is a predicted model, not a curated record. The transcript is spliced from 6 exons. Lineage: Eukaryota; Metazoa; Porifera; Demospongiae; Haplosclerida; Niphatidae. Gene Ontology annotation, molecular function: ATP binding; ATP hydrolysis activity; histone binding. Gene Ontology annotation, cellular component: nucleus. Gene Ontology annotation, biological process: nucleosome disassembly; nucleosome assembly; transcription initiation-coupled chromatin remodeling.
UCUGAGACACAAAACACAUCAGGGGUCCAGUACCUCCAGUAGUGAUGAGGACUCAGACGAGGCUCGAUUCAAGCGUCGUAAGAAGAGAAGCAUGAAGAGGUCCCGCUCCGAGUGCCUCCCAAUGAACUUCACACAAGACGACAUCACAACAGGACCAACAAGAGACAGAGUAGCCAUUGGAGCUAGUCUAGCUGACAUCAACCCAAUGACUAUUGAUAGGGACACUAACUUUAAUAGCAUUGGGGGACUGACUGGACAUAUUAGGUCACUGAAGGAGAUGAUUGUGUUUCCUCUUCUCUAUCCAGAGGUGUUUGAGACAUUUCAUAUAUCACCUCCUCGUGGAGUUCUGUUUCACGGACCACCUGGUUGUGGUAAGACACUAGUGGCUAGAGCAUUAGCUAACGAGUGCUCCAAGGAAGGACGUAAGGUGGCCUUCUUCAUGAGAAAAGGAGCCGACUGCCUGAGCAAAUGGGUUGGAGAGAGUGAAAGACAACUGAGACUCCUUUUUGAUCAAGCUUAUCAAAUGCGUCCAUCAAUCAUAUUCUUUGAUGAAAUUGAUGGAUUGGCUCCAGUUCGAUCCACAAGACAAGACCAGAUCCACUCCUCCAUUGUCUCCACUCUCCUUGCUCUGAUGGACGGGCUGGACAGUCGUGGGGAGAUAGUUGUUAUUGGAGCGACCAAUCGGAUUGAUGCUAUAGACCCAGCACUGAGGAGACCAGGACGAUUUGACAGAGAGUUCAGGUUCCCACUACCAUCAAGAGAAGAUCGUCUGAGUAUAUUGCAGAUACACACCCAUCACUGGUCCCCUCCAUUGAAGCUAUCAUUCCUACAAGAGCUAGCAGACCAGACUGUGGGCUACUGUGGGGCUGACCUCAAGUCACUCUGCACUGAAGCAGCACUCCAUUCCCUCCGCUCACACUAUCCUCAGAUAUACAACAGCUCGGAAAAACUCCUCAUUGACACUUCAACUAUUAAACUCUCCGCUAGCAACUUCUCUUCAGCCCUCAGGUCUAUAGUCCCUACUGCUCAGCGAUCAACAGCUUCCCCUGCUGCUCCUUUAUCCGAUAUUGUUCUUCCUCUUCUUUGCCGUCAGUUUGAGGAGGUCUUGAAUGUUUUAUUGUACGUGUUCCCGCCAUCUUGGAAAGGGAUUGGGAAGACUCUUCCAAAGCUCAAGAGAGAGAGGGAGAGGCUGAAGGAGAGGGAGAGGACCAUAGCCACUGCUGGAGAGGAUGGAUCAAUGUUGAUGGGCAGUGGAAUAGAAGAAAUUGAUAUGUCAAAGUAUAUCACUGAUUCGUUUUCUUUUCAAAAGUCUCAGCUCAAUGAUCAAAUCAGUAACGUGUUCUUUGAUCUGGAUGAUAUAGCACAGCCAGACCACUCCCAUUCUGACCCCGCCCACAAUACAUGUAUCACGGAGGACGAGGCACCUGAUGGUAACGUGACCUCUACCAGUCCAGGGGGUGGGGCCUGUUUAGACUUCAGUUCACACCCUCACUCCUUACCCUCUGUCUUUAGACCAAGAAUAUUACUAAUAGGACAACCUGGUAUGUCAUUUUAUGCAU